UUGCGCAACCUUUUCCCUCCCACUCGAUGAUAUCUGCGCUUGCCCAAUCGAGCCUGGCUGUCAUGAAUGUCAAUUUCGGGUUUGUGUUGGUUGGUUACAUUACAAAUUUAACUGUGGUUCUUACAGUUUGGUUUCUUGUAGCGCUAGAGAGCAACAGCAUUUAAAUAUACGACGGGGCUCUUCAUUUCACCCUGAGCCAAUUGUGAAAUUACUAUCACGUUAUGCGCUUAAGAAAUGGUUUCCAUCUGUGGAUUGGUACUGCUUUCUGUCUACCCCCUUCUCUUCUGUUCUGGGAGUCCUGUUAAAGAAAAAUGCACUGGCAAGAUCUGUCAGAAGCGGCCGCCAGUCGUAUUGAUCCCCGGUGACCUGGGUAACCAGCUGGAAGCCAAGUUGGACAAGCCCAGUGUGGUGCACUACAUGUGCUCCAAGAAGACUGAGGACUACUUCACCCUCUGGCUGAAUCUGGAGCUACUCCUCCCACUCAUCAUUGACUGCUGGAUUGAUAACAUCCGACUGGUGUAUAACCACACCAGCAAGACGACAGAGUCCCCUCCAGGAGUGGAUGUGAGGGUGCCGGGUUUCGGACAGACCUUCCCCCUCGAGUACCUUGACCCCAGCAAACGCAGCAUGGGAAUCUAUUUCUACAUGCUGGUGCAGGCGAUGGUGGAUUGGGGGUACACGCGGGACGAUGACGUGCGGGGGGCUCCCUACGACUGGCGCAAAGCCCCGAAUGAAAACCAUGACUAUUUUGUAGCGCUGAAGAAGAUGAUUGAGGUUAUGGCAGAGAAUUUUGGGGCUCCAGUGGUCCUGAUCGCUCACAGCAUGGGCAACAUGUACACCCUCUACUUUCUCAACCAGCAGCCGCAGGAGUGGAAGGAUAGCUACAUCAAGGCCUAUGUGGCCCUCGGACCACCGUGGGGGGGAGUGGCCAAAACCCUGCAUGUGCUGGCCACGGGAGACAACAACCGGAUCCCUGUGAUCAGCAAUUUAAAGAUUCGUUACCAGCAGCGCACGGCCGUCUCUACCAACUGGCUGCUGCCCUACAACAACACCUGGCCUGCGGACCAGGUCUUUGUGACCACUCCCAAGGGCAACUACACCCUCCGUGACUACCAGCAAUUCUACAACGACAUCAACUUCCGGGAUGGCUGGCUGAUGCGCCAGAACACAGAGCCGCUGGUAUACAGCCUCGAGGCCCCCAGGGUGGCCGUGCACUGCCUGUAUGGGACUGGGGUUGACACUCCUGAAUCAUUCGUCUACUCUGAAUUUCCUGACAAGGACCCGAAGGUCCAGUUUGGGGAUGGAGACGGCACAGUAAACCUGGUGAGUGCCAUGCAGUGCAGGCGCUGGAUUCGGCAGCAGAAACAGCCAGUCCAGCUCAAGGAGCUGAGGGGCAACGAGCACAUUGCAAUGCUUUCUAACUUAACUACCAUCAGCUAUGUCAAACAGGUGCUGUUUACACCUUGAGAAAUAAACUGAGAAGGUCCUCUUUGAACGCUAGUUGUUAUCACCUACAUCGGGCAGAUUCCAAAUAAAUCCAAUUGCUUGCAUCAAGAAGGCCCUGUUGGCAUUGAAAUUGAAGUUGGUCCUGUUUGAAUCCCAAGAACUAUGGAUUACAUUCCACAGCUUUUGCUUUAACCCAGCCCACCAUGGCUGGUCUUGGUCACACCACCCUGCCAAAACUUUACGCUACAAACAAUGUGUGCCUCUCUAUUUAAGUCAAACCUUUGCAGGCCUUUUGGAAUUCCAUUUGCAUAAUCCUUAGCAAGUGUCAUAGCAAUGUACUGAAUUUUGUUAAAUUUUCCAACUUGCAAAAAAAUUUGGCAGCAACUGUCAUAUUUAUUUAGUUUUUAAUAAUUUAGUGUGUUCAAUUAUUAUAUUUUCUCCCGAUUUUAUUUAUUUAUUUAUUUAUUUAUUUUCUCCCAAUUUGGAAUGCCCAAUCUCCAUUGAGACCACCCCCCCCCCCCCCCCCCUUUAAGUAGGGGGAACACUUUAUCUAAAAAAUGAUAAAUACAUCAAAAAAAAGUCCCUUCCUCUUAUGGGAACUAGUUUAAUAGCUACAGAACCUGAAGGAUGCUGACCAGUGGUGACAUCAUUCUUACAUGGCCGCAUGACCCAAUCCGAUGGAGUGUGUUCAGAGACAGCAGUUUCAGUAAAUGCAUUCAUCAUUUCAACUGAUUUAAUGUGUUUAGUGAAAGUGCUAACUUUUUUUCUAUUUAGUGAAAUAUCUUAAAAAAAAAAAAUAAUUAUAAAUAGUUGCUCCAAUUUUAGCAGGUUGCUAAA
This is a messenger RNA of Acipenser ruthenus (sterlet), 2283 nucleotides long. RefSeq names its product phospholipase A2 group XV-like. The record is from RefSeq and is a predicted model, not a curated record. The transcript has 6 exons. Bases 235 to 1467 code for a protein of 410 amino acids. Gene Ontology annotation, cellular component: lysosome. Lineage: Eukaryota; Metazoa; Chordata; Actinopteri; Acipenseriformes; Acipenseridae. Gene Ontology annotation, biological process: phosphatidylcholine metabolic process; ceramide metabolic process.